Amoebophrya sp. A25 is the source of this 690-nucleotide messenger RNA. The record is from the annotation of a GenBank genome assembly. NCBI's taxonomy places the organism in Eukaryota, Dinophyceae, Syndiniales, Amoebophryaceae.
GGGACGACUACAUCUCCGCAGAUAUCUUCUCCAUCUUUAUGGGUUGGAAGUUGACGUCUCUCUGAGCUCUGGGCUCUUCCUCUUCAGAUAGGAAAUAAGUCUUACAACUAGUUAUGCGAGAUGGAUGAGCUAUUGCUAUAAUUUGCCACGACCUCUAAAAACAACAGCACGACUCCUCUAAAAACAACACUAACUCUAACAUCUUCUGCGACUCCUUCUUCCGCUUCUUCAUCUGCGUCCUCCUCCUCACAUUGCAGUACGCCUCCAGUCCAAAUACCACGAGCUUGCCUAGAUGCUUUUGUCCUUGCGGUCCGCGAGCACUACCUUCCGAAUCCCUACCACAAUUUUCACCACGCGUUGAACACUGUGUAUCUAUGCUCCGACUUCUUACGGGGAGAACAACGCGUGGGCAGCAACAUCUUGCAAAGUCUGGACGUUUUUACCUGUCUCACUUAUGAUGUUACUUGUCUGUCUCAGUUACUUGUCUGUCUCACUUGUAGCUGUCUCACUUGUAGCUGUCUCACUUGUAGCUGUCCCACUCAAGAUGCUGGAGUUCCCUUCUACUUAUGAUCUUAGCCAGCUGCAUCUUGGUCCUCCCGUUUUUGAAGAGAAAACUGAACACGGGCACCAGGAGGAUGCCCCAGCACAAGAAGAUGGCCCGUUUUUCCUAGAAGCUCUAACGGACGGCAG